This is a messenger RNA of Phytophthora nicotianae INRA-310, 195 nucleotides long. RefSeq lists its product as hypothetical. Bases 1 to 195 code for a protein of 64 amino acids. The transcript has 2 exons. NCBI's taxonomy places the organism in Eukaryota, Oomycota, Peronosporomycetes, Peronosporales, Peronosporaceae. The record is from RefSeq and is a predicted model, not a curated record.
AUGCCCGUUGCCGAGGACAAUAGCGCUGACUGUGAAGACACGUCCAUGACAAGCUUCAUCAUGUUUGGAUACAUGUCCACCACGGAUCCUUCGGAAUUACCUACCCUCGGCAACACGCUCUGCUCUACGCGAGAGUCAAUCUCUGCUCUAUCAGCUCCUCCAAUAUUGAGUCAAAUGGCACAGAUGCGUAUCUGA